Triticum turgidum subsp. durum (durum wheat) is the source of this 1158-nucleotide messenger RNA. The record is from the annotation of a GenBank genome assembly. Lineage: Eukaryota; Viridiplantae; Streptophyta; Magnoliopsida; Poales; Poaceae.
AUGGCCGCCUCCUCCUCCUCCUCGCUCCGGAUCCCCGCACCAACCCACCACCCCGCCGCGGGGGCGCGUCCGCGGCGGCUGCCCUUCCACGCCGUCUCCGUCCGCCCCCGCCGCUCCGCAGCCUCCGCCUCCUCCUCCUCGCAGCAGGCGCCGGCGCCGGGCGACGGCGACGACGCCGACGGGCCCACCGGCGUGCCCGUGCCCGUGCCCUUCUCCCGCGACUCCGCCAUCGCGCUGCCUCGGCCGCUGACGAGCGCGGAUCUGACGGGGGAGGCCAGCGGGGAGGGCCUCAGGGUCGCGUACCAGGGGUGCCCGGGCGCCUACAGCGAGGCCGCCGCCAAGAAGGCCUACCCGAGCUGCGAGACCGUGCCCUGCGAGUACUUCGAGACCGCCUUCCAGGCCGUUGAGAAGUGGGCGGCUGACCGUGCAGUGUUGCCGCUGGAGAAUUCCUUGGGCGGCAGCAUACAUCGCAACUAUGACCUCCUGCUUCGCCACCGGCUGCACAUUGUGGGUGAGGUGCGGCUGGCGGUUCGUCAUUGCCUGCUCGCGAACCGUGGCGUCAAGAUUGAGAACCUGCGGAGUGCCAUGAGCCACCCUCAGGCUCUUGCGCAGUGUGAGCAAACACUGACGCAGCUAGGAAUUGAACACAGAGAAGCUGUCGAUGAUACAGCGGGUGCAGCCAAGCAAAUUGCAGAAGAAAAUCUCCAAGACACCGCUGCUGUUGCCAGUUCAUUGGCUGCUCAACUUUAUGGACUGGACAUUCUUGCAGAAAAUAUCCAGGAUGACGCAGAUAAUGUAACCCGUUUCAUGAUGCUGGCUCGGGAACCCAUUAUCCCUCGCACAGAUAAGCCAUUCAAGACUAGCAUAGUAUUCUCUUUGGAAGAAGGACCUGGACAACUCUUCAAGGCGCUUGCUGUCUUUGCUCUGAGAAAAAUUAACCUCACCAAGAUGGAAAGCCGUCCACACAAGAAAAAGCCUCUACGUGUAGCUGAUGAUAAUUCCACCCCGCUGAAGCACUUCGACUACCUUUUCUACGUAGAUUUCGAGGCAUCAAUGGCUGAUCCGAAUGCACAAAAUGCUCUGAGUAACUUAAAGCAAGAGUUUGCCACCUUCCUAAGAGUUCUUGGGAGCUAUCCUACCGAUGUCACCGAAGCAUGA